Paralichthys olivaceus (Japanese flounder) is the source of this 1679-nucleotide messenger RNA. It is a transcript of the gene wash1, whose product is annotated as WAS protein family homolog 1. Gene Ontology annotation, biological process: endocytic recycling; exocytosis; retrograde transport, endosome to Golgi. NCBI's taxonomy places the organism in Eukaryota, Metazoa, Chordata, Actinopteri, Pleuronectiformes, Paralichthyidae. Gene Ontology annotation, cellular component: WASH complex; early endosome; recycling endosome. The record is from RefSeq and is a predicted model, not a curated record. Gene Ontology annotation, molecular function: gamma-tubulin binding; alpha-tubulin binding.
GGUAUAGUCACGUGUCACGGGGAUGCGGAAGUGACAGAACCGUUGUUUUGCUAAAUAAGUAGCUGGGACUUUAUCACCGACACUUCUUCUUAUUCUUCUUCUAUUAAAUUUAAACGGUGAACAAGCAGACUGUCCUCAUGGUCAGGAUGAACCAGAAGCACAGCCUGGAGGGCCAGGUGUACUCGGUGCCUCUCAUCCAACCUGACCUGAGGAGAGAGGAGGCUGUCCAUCAGAUAGCAGAUGCAUUACUCUACCUGGAGACCAUCUCUACAGAUAUUUUCAGGAGGGUGUCUGAGAGUGUGGAGAAAAAUCGGCGGCAGUUGCAGAGCGUCACUGACCGGAUCAGACUCGCUCAGGCCCGAGUUGACAAGAUCAAAGGCAGUAAGAAAGCCACCAAGGUUUUCUCUAGUGCCAAGUACCCGGCCCCGGAUCGACUUCAGGACUACUCGUCUAUCUUUACUGGGGCUGCAGACCCGUCCUCACAGAGCCGCCCCCGACAAAGGAUACAGAACAAACUUCGACCAUUUGACGAGAAAGCCUUGCAGGAGAAGUUAAUUUAUUUCCCUGUGUGCGUCGGCAAUAAGAAGAAGUCCGAGGACGAGACAGAGGAGGGACUGGGAAGUCUUCCUCGUAACAUCUCGUCUGUCAGCUCCCUGCUGCUCUUUAAUACCACAGAGAACCUAUAUAAGAAGUAUGUGUUCCUCGAUCCUCUGGCGGGAGCUGUGACUAAAACACACACAACACUAGAGACGGAGAAAGAAGAGAAACCGUUUGAUGCUCCGUUAUCCAUCACUAAGAGGGAGCAACUCGAAAGACAGACUGCAGAGAGUUAUUUUUAUGUGCCAGAUCUGGGCGAGGUGCCUGAGAUAGAUGUGCCAUCGUACUUACCUGACCUGCCAGGUAUAGCAGACGACCUGUCGUACAGCGCAGACCUAGGGCCCGGCUUCGCCCCGUCAGGACCCACACACAACAUCCCUGAGCUGCCCUCCUUCAUUGAAGAGAGCAAUGCAGCAGGAUCUCAGCUCCAGCCUAAUGUUUUACCUCCACCACCACCACCACCCCCUCCCCCUCCACCUCCUCUCACUGAGCCUGCCCUCCCUUCUGCUAGUCCUGCAGGAGCUCCCCCUCCUCCCCCUCCGCCUCCCCCACCUCCUGUGGACAGCCCCACAGUAGUCUCAAAAGUACCAAGCUCAGGUCCCGUGUCUGGGGCUCCCAGCGAGGUGGUUAAAGCGUCAGACGGCCGCGCCAGUCUGCUGGAGUCCAUCCGCAACGCCGGGGGCAUUGGCAAGGCCAAGUUACGCAACGUCAAAGUGCGCAAGAUGGAAAAGAAGAAACAGAAGGAGCAAGAGCAAGCGGUGGGAGCAGCAUCGAGUGGUGGAGACUUUAUGUCUGAUCUCUUCAAUAAACUUGCCAUGAGAAGGAAAGGUAUAUCUGGUAAAGGUCCUGCAGGUGGAGAAUCCAGCGACGCUCCCCCUGGCACCGGUGGCGCAUUUGCUCGGAUGUCAGACGUCAUCCCACCACUUCCUGCCCCGCAAUCUGCAACAGACGAUGACGACUGGGAGGCGUAAUACGAUGGACAAUAAACACUUAAAACACUGAUGUAAAAUGGGCAGUAAUUUCCAUCGUGCCAGUGGUGAGUGUGUUGAAGUAGCUAAAUAAAACACUUUAUUGAUAUCAUA